This is a messenger RNA of Cryptomeria japonica (Japanese cedar), 2176 nucleotides long. RefSeq lists its product as uncharacterized. NCBI's taxonomy places the organism in Eukaryota, Viridiplantae, Streptophyta, Pinopsida, Cupressales, Cupressaceae. The record is from RefSeq and is a predicted model, not a curated record. Bases 457 to 1887 code for a protein of 476 amino acids. The transcript is spliced from 3 exons.
CGGAAGUGGGUUGAACAAUUAAUUACAUUUAAAUUGGGGUACUAUUAUAUAUUAUUUAAUAGUGGAAACCUCCUUACCUGCCACCUGUCUUCCUUCCUCUAGUCUUCACUGCUACGGAAGUUGUUAUACUUACUAAUCUAUAUGACACAAGUUGCAUGAGGAGUGAAGUUACAUGCAAGAAAGAGGCGCAAAAGCUAUCAAAGCUGCAACUGUGGGCAAAAGCCGCAAAGCCAUAGCUACCAGGAUUUGCAGAAAAUUGAAGAAAAUUCCACUGCUGGGUGAUCAUCUCUAUACACUUCUGUUGCAGGAUUUGAUACCCCAUUUGCCUCAGCCCCUAGGAAUUUUUUGUUUACUUUGGAAAGUUACUCUGAAAAAUUUCUGCUUGCUAUUCUAAUGCCUGAGUUCAAAAGCCCACAAUUAGCCUAAGAAUUGAGGUUACUGUCAUAAGCUAUAACAAUGGCUUCACAGAAAUCCAUCAGUAAAGUAUCUGGCAGCGAAGCCCUAAGGAGAAAAGGAAACGAGAUAUACCGACAGGUGUCCAAUAGCAGUUAUGGACCUUGCAUUCUCAGACACAAACUAGCAAGAGCUCAUCAGUUAUAUGAAGAAGCACUCGAUGCUGCAGGAUCCACCGAUAGCAAUGAGAAAGCUUCGUGCUACAAAAAUUUGGGUUCAGUGAACUGGCUAUGGGGAAAGGCAGAAUGGAACAUAUACAUGAAAGAAGAGGGAGGAAAUGAAGCUUUGACAGCCAUCUGGGCUGCCAAACAGCACAUAUCAAAGGCUUUUGAGUUCCAUAUACUGGCUCUUGAGUUUGGGGAGCUUGGAAAGAAACCCUUAAUAUGGCUGAAACAAGAAGAAGAUACCCUAACCAAUAUUAUUGAAUGGGUUAAGGAACAGCUCUCAAAAUACAAUAUAUGCUUUGAGCCCGUAUUGGUGGAGCUAUGUACAGCAAUGGAAAACGCAGGGUCAACAAGCAGCCAAAGGAAAAAGCAAUUAGCAACAAUUCUCUUUUGUCUUCGCCUGGAAUUCGUUUUCAAGCAGAGCAUCAAAUGCAUUGUGGAGGACACUGAAGGGAUAAGAAUGGAAGACAUCGUUUACAAUCGCUGUUUGAGUAAACUCAAGGAUUGUUACCCACCAUUAGUGAAGGCAGAGGGGAUUGUGUAUUCUACAGAAGACAAGAAUUUGAAAAAAGAAUUUGAGAGCCUGAAAGAGCAGGUUUCACUUUAUCAAUGUAUAUGUGAAUCAGUACAAGCACGCUGUCAAGGUGAUGAUUUGCUUAAGAAAGCUUUGCUCGACUCUGAAGAAGUUUGUAUAGAGCUUGUGUGGGACGCCAUUGAUUGGUACAGGCAUUCUAUUUCUCUCAGCAAAUACAAAGAUCUUGAAAGUGAAGCCAUUUCACUUAGCCGUAUUGGUAAAGUGUAUUCUUCUGUGUUGAAAUUGGACAAGCAGGCCCAUCGUUACCAUUAUGAGAGUAUCAAAAUUGCCUUGGCUAUCAUGAGUCCUCAUAUAGCAGAGUCUGAGUGGUACAAAUACUCAUUGCACAAGGUUGAUGAGCACCAGAGGAGGAAAGUGGAGGAGGAGAAAAAUGAAUAUAAAAGAAGGCAUGAAGAAGAUGCAAAAGGGCUUCAAGAACCCAUUAAUGUAAUUAAGCGUGAAGGGGAAAAGAGUGCAGAGUAUUUCUUGAUGUUCAUUUACAAGGAGCACAGUCAUCCAGAUCCCAGAAAGCGAGUGAUGGGUAACAUUGGAACUAAAGACAAUGUUAAAGCGGCUCUUAGAAAAGCCAUAGUAGCAUACCAUCCUGAUCAUAAUGGCCAAUAUGAACGGGACUGGCAGGUUCUGUGUGAAGAGAUAUCAAAGAUUCUGAAUCGCAAAUAUGAGAACUUUAAGUGAGAAACAGUGAACUCUGUUCAGUAGAGAUUGUUCUUAGAAUAUUAGAAGACUUUUUUUAAACCUUCUUGUUAUGGGUGGUUUGGAAAUGUCAAGUGAAUCUAUCAAUCAAAGAUUCCACCAGUUGGGCUUGACGACUUUGCCUUAAACGAUGAGAACAAUCUAAGAGUAAGAUUUGUUUUGAUGGAUAUUGCUGAGAUCCGCUAAAAAUCGUAAAGAUUAAAGAAUGCUUUUCUAGUUUUGGAACUGUCUUGUAGUGUCUUUAAUGGCUAUGAAAGUGUUGGUUUGAGUA